AUGGACACUAAUCGGAAAGCAACAAUUCAAAAUUCAAAUAAAUAUGGUUCAUUUCCAUUUCCAACACGUCGAAAUGAUUUCACAGAUGAUUAUGAAAUUUUACCAAAAGUGUUAGGUCGUGGUGUAAAUGGUAAAGUUUACAAAUGUCAACAUCGUCAAACAGGACAAAUAUGUGCUCUUAAAAUUUUAGAAGAUUCAUUCCGAGCUCGACAAGAAAUUAUCUUACAUAAAAAAGCAUGUGAAAAUUGUCAAUACAUUGUGAAAGUAGUAGAUGUCUAUGAAAAUAUGUUUCGAUCUAAACGAUGCUUAUUGAUUGUAGCGGAAUGUAUGGAAGGUGGUGAACUAUUUCAUCGUAUUGAACAACGAAAAAAUAAACCAUAUACUGAACGUGAUGCUGCUAGAUAUAUUUGGAUGAUUGUUCAAGCUGUUUAUCAUUUACAUAAAAUGGAUAUAGCUCAUCGCGAUUUAAAAGCAGAAAAUCUACUCUUGACAAAUGAAACAGAUGAUGCUAUUCUCAAACUUACAGAUUUUGGAUUUGCUAAAGAAGGAAACAAUGAACCAUUGCCAUUGAAAACUCCAUUAUUUACACCACUUUAUGCUGCUCCAGAGAUUCUUUCCAAUGCAAGAUAUAAUAAAGCUUGUGAUAUUUGGUCAAUGGGUGUUAUUAUGUACAUUCUUCUAUGUGGUUAUCCACCUUUCUUUCCGAAAGAUGAAGAAAACUCAAACUAUGGUAUGAAAUAUAGAAUUAAAACAGGUGAUUAUCAAUUUCCUGAUGCUGAAUGGAAAAAUAUUUCACAAGAAGGAAAAUCUAUUAUUCAACGAAUGCUCAUAGUUAAUCCAGCAAAUCGUAUAACAAUCGAUGAAAUUCUCACAAAUCCAUGGCUUACUGAAUUGAAUUCUGAAAGAUCAAUCGAUAUAAGUCCACUUCAAGAUGCCGAAAAUCGACAACAAUUACAAGCUGCAAUUGCAUCUGCUACUGAUGCUCAACGUCAAAUUGAUGAUGAUUUAGAUAUUGAAAUAUCUGGACCAGAGGCAUCACGUAUUGCUAAACGAGCAGCUAAAAAAAAUCGACAAAUAGUUCUCAUUGAUGAAACUUUUCGUAAAAUGAGAAUCGAAACUGAAUAUGAUCAUGAAGAAUCUUCAGCAACUACAACAACAGAAUCACAAAGUCAAUCAUCAGAUCUAUCUGAUAAAAGUUAA
Molecule: messenger RNA, 1200 nt
Organism: Rotaria sp. Silwood1
Lineage: Eukaryota; Metazoa; Rotifera; Eurotatoria; Philodinida; Philodinidae
Source: the annotation of a GenBank genome assembly